GAGGCCUCGCCGCCGGCAGGCGCGGGCGCCGCUGCCGCGGAGGCAGAGUGCGGAAGCUCGGAGGAUGCCGAGCCCGUGCUCUAGACCUAGAUCGGGGCUGAAGAAGCGCGCGCCCGCCGCGCCCAAGGGCGGGGCCCGCGGCGCGGCCGCCGCGGCCGCCGCCAGGGAGCUCCGGGCCGCGCUCCCGCGGCUGUGGCGGAGGCUGCGCGGCCCGGGCCAGGGCGCGGCCGCGAGCGGCGGCGUGUGCAAGGUAAAGUGCUCCCUCGCGCAGCUCCGCGCCGCGCUCCGGGCGCGGAGGGGGCCCUGCACGGGGUGGAGCUCGGCCCCUGGCGCGGCAUUGGGCCGCGCGCCUGGCUUGGCGGCGCGGCUGUCUUUGCGGCAGCGCCUCGGGCUGCGUUACCAGGACCCCUCGAAGCACGGCUCGUGGUCCGCUUCCAACCUCGUGGGGUACUCUGCCGCCCCGGUGAAGGGCGCGCGAUCGGAGGUGCAGGUCUCGUGGCGCUGCUACACCGCCGAGUUCGUGCUCGUGCAGCUGGCAGCGGGCCGCUUCGAGCUGCAGCGGAGGGUCGGCAGCCAGGUGGCCGCCUGCCGCGUCGAGAAGCGGCGCCGCGGGGGCCCCGGCGGCCCCCUGGCCGAGGAGAGGUACACGGUGACGGCGCGUUCGCGCUGCAGGCUCGCGGCCGACCGGCGGAAGAAGAUCAGAGUGGAGACGCGGCCGCUGGACCUGCUGCCGGCCGUCAUCAUCCGACCGCCGUCCGGGCCGCAGCGCUGGACGCUGAUCUACCUGCACGGCUUGGGCAGCUCGGCCCUGGGAAACUACGCGGACCGGCCACAUUUCUUCGUGGACGGUUCGGUCGCGCUCAAGGUGAUCGUGCCUACAGCACCCAGCCGUGAGCUGACCUGCUUCGACACUUGGUGGCAGCAGAGUCCGUCGAAGAAUUGGUACCUCUCGAAGUUCCUUUCCUGGUACGAUUACCUCACCAACUUCGACGGCCGGAAGGAGGACGUUAUCGACGUCGACUCGCUGCUCGCCAUGCGGCGCGCGCUCCACAAGCUCGUCCAGCGAGAGGCCGCGGAGCUCGGCGGGAGGCCCGACCGGGUGAUCCUGGGCGGCAAGUCGCAGGGCUGCUGCACCUCGCUGGACGCGGCGCUGACGUACCCGGAGGCCCUCGGCGGCUUCGUCGGCGUGGUGGGGCACGUCCUCAGCUGCACGCCCGUGGAGCCGGGCUGCGCGCAGCAGGCGACGCCCCUGCACUUCUUCCACGAGCCACGGGACGAGAUCAUGCGCUGGAAAUGGGUGCAGGACUCCGAGAGGCGGCUCAGAGCGGCGGGGCUGCGGGUGCACUCGAGGCACCGGUCAGACCCAGAGGCUUGCGGCCACUUCAUCCAGGGCGUCGAGGGCACCUGGGUCCGGACUGCCCUCCGGGAGAUUUGUGCGCAGUAGGGGCAGCGGCGGGUUGCGGCGCAAGGGCUGACCCGCAGACGGCGUGGGGAGCAAAGUCGUUUUGCGUGCCGUCUCCGUUGCUUCCGCUCCGCAGGAAACA
Messenger RNA from Prorocentrum cordatum, 1544 nucleotides. NCBI's taxonomy places the organism in Eukaryota, Dinophyceae, Prorocentrales, Prorocentraceae. The record is from the annotation of a GenBank genome assembly.